Trypanosoma brucei brucei TREU927 is the source of this 531-nucleotide messenger RNA. RefSeq lists its product as hypothetical. Bases 1 to 531 code for a protein of 176 amino acids. The transcript has a single exon. The record is from RefSeq and is a predicted model, not a curated record. Lineage: Eukaryota; Euglenozoa; Kinetoplastea; Trypanosomatida; Trypanosomatidae.
AUGUCGACUCAACUUAUUUCCGGUGGUGAAGAUGGGAGCCACUCCCAACUGAUGGAUUUGGUUCUAACGAAUUGCAGCCGACCUCAAAGCCGCGCCUCCGACAAUAAACAAUCCACAGAUGGUGUUGUACGUCUCACAUCAUAUGUGGAUUUACCCAAUCGUGACACGCUUCUGCCACCAAUUGCAGAACCCAAAGGUGGUGUACCCGAAACUUCAGAGACACUUUUCCCUCGCCGUCUUGGAUUUGAUAUGAUUGGCGUCAGCAGCGUUUCGGAGGAGAUGUUACGCGACCUUUACGAAGUGUUUGAUGUGCAUCAAAGCGGUGGUGUUGAGCGCGGUGUUUUGCGGGAGAUGAUGCGCAGCGGCUUUUCACAUUUUGGUGCGCCAUGCAGUGAUCGGGAUCUCGAUCGCUUUUUUGAGAAUGUGACGCCGUUUCGUGUCCGCCGCCGCCGCACUCCAAAGGAAGGAGAGGUGGAUGUUGUGCCUUUUAAUGAAUUCUGCGUGGCUUUUCUUUCGUGGCUGCGUCGGUAA